Molecule: messenger RNA, 2709 nt
Organism: Pangasianodon hypophthalmus (striped catfish)
Lineage: Eukaryota; Metazoa; Chordata; Actinopteri; Siluriformes; Pangasiidae
Gene: gsdmeb
Product: gasdermin Eb
Exons: 10
Coding region: 307-1761 (484 amino acids)
Biological process (GO): programmed cell death
Cellular component (GO): cytoplasm
Source: RefSeq, a predicted model, not a curated record
AAGAAAAGAAAAGAAAAGAAAAGACAAGAAAAGACAAGAAAAGAGCUGACAUCAUCCUACCCGGUUAUUCUUAGUUUUAGUGUAAAGCGUGUUUGGAAAAAAAAUACUCUUUGUUUGUAAAGGUUGUAAGAAAGUUAGUUAGGCUGUUAUGAGUCAGUCAGUAGAGUGUAUAGGCGUGGAGCUGGAGCUGAAGCUGAAGAGUGCCCCGGAGCGACCAAACACACACACACACACACACACAGAUAUCUCGGAUGACUGUCUUCACCGCUGCUUUUACUCUAUCCCCGUACAAAGACGUGGCUGAAGAUGUUUGCGAAAGCGACCAGGAAAUUCGUGGAUGAGAUCGACCCCGACGGCUGUUUAAUCCCCGUCUCCCGGCGGAAUGAAUCGGAUAAUCUGACUGUCUUCUCGCUGGUUAUCAAGCGGAAUCCCUUCUGGUUCUGGCAGAAACCCAAAUACAUGCCCACAGACUUCACCCUGAACGAUGUGCUGCUCGGGGAUAAUCCCAUCAAUCCAGUUCUGAUCGAGACAGACUUUUUAAAGUAUAAUGGUACAAUGGAAAACAACAAGACUGGAGGAGCUGAAGCAGGUGUCGGUCCUGGAAACCUGAACUUCGAAGGAAAGGGUUCAUCAAAACUGGCAUCUUCAUUUGGGAAUCUUAAGAAGGAAGAAUUGGAUGUUCAAAAACUACUACACGACUCUAAAAAUAGAUGUCUGGAUUUUCAGCACUCCCUGUUAAAGCAGACACUGCAGCGACGAAGCGAGGUGUUUGCGCUGGUAAAGGAGCGAAUCAUAACCACACAGACCUGCACUGUUACUGAGGAACUACAGGAGAGAGGCAGCUGCUCAGCCUUUCUUGGGUUCACUGUUCCCAAGAAGAUUCAGGUUUCAGUAAAGAAUGGCAGCCUUCAUUCUGACAGUAAUGUGCUUGUAGAAAUCCCGGCUAAGACGGCCCUGGCUUACAGUUUAAUGGAGCUCAACGUGAAGAAAACGGGGCAAUUUGAGCUGUGUCUGAUGCCAGACACCUACGGAUCCAUUGAGGUGGACGGCGUGCACACAACAAACACAACCCUGCUCUGCAGCGCUCCAUCUGCAUCACCAUUCCAAAAGUUACAGGAAGAGUUGGAUAAACUGCAGGUUCAGUUCAAGAUGCUUUCAGGACUCCCUACAAGCACACGCUCAUGUCUCUUCCAGCAAAUCACUCUCCUCCUGAAGGACAAGACAGCCAUCAGUACCCUGGACCUUGCAUUGGAGGAUUUGCUCCAUGGUAAGAAGUCUGAUCUGUCCACGUUGGACAAAGAGCCCUCUCUGAAGAAAGCAGUACAGACUACACUGGAGCUGCUCAAGGAGAAAGAAGAUGCAGAUCAUCCCCCACUGGAAGGAGUCACCCCAGAACAACAGUCGGAGCCCUCCGCCCUUACUGCCACCAAUGUCAUCACCAGUGCCUUAGAGGGGAUGACUGAGUCGGCGUUAAGUGCGCUUGAGUCCUGCUGCCGUUGCCCCAACAUACAGGCACUGUACCUGCUGGUGCAAAAUUUUAUGGGAAACAAAGAGUGCUCCAUGAAGGAUAGCACACUGGCCCCGUUGGCUGAAAAGGACACUUACAGCAAGGUACAAGAGCUCUUUGGAUCUUCCAGUGUGACACUGUCCAAAGAGGAGGACUUGAUCCAGGCCCAGAUCAGCAGCCAGGAGGGGCACUUUCCUCUCAUCUUGUGCAUUGCCAUCUUUGGUUUGGCCUCUUUAGUGCCCCCAACUGACUAAGUGUGGAAAACACACAUGACCAAAUAUCAUUUGGAACAGGACUAAAUUCUUGUAAAUGAGAAUGACCAAAAACUAGUUCAUAUAUAUAUAUUUUUUUUUUUCUUCAUAAAUGUUUUAUACAGAGAAACAAUCAUUUUAUAGUUUAACAAGCAGGACUGGAUGCCAACCCCACAAAUCUAGUCACACUUCUUGAAUAACUAAUCUUGUGUGCUUCAUUAGUAACACCUGACUGCUAAUUAGUCUCUUAAUGACUGUGGAAGUAGGAAGGGUGUACUUAUUUUUCCCACCUGCUUCCUGAAUGUUGGUUUACUUUUUGGAAAAAGUGACUAUAAAUUGAAAUCUGUUGUAUUUUGUUGUUGUCAUCAUCACCUGAGGUUAUUUGUUUGUUUAUAGAAGUUGGUGAGGACCACACAAUUGUUAUUCAGGCUGUAGUAUUGAAGGAGGGUGUACUUUCUUUUUCCCAUGACUGUACUUCAAACAGGGAGGAAGCUACUGAAGAAAAUUUGUUUCAGACUUUUGACCUUGCCCCUGUUUGGAUCAGUCCCAAAAUCUCAUCUGUUCAUCUGCUGAUUACAAUGAUAAUUCCAUAUUCCUCCUGCGGAAUCAUUUCCUAUUUUUCCCUGAUUAUGUGAUGAUCAUGAUACAUAUAAGCAAUGAUAAUCAUUUAAGAUCAAUUCACUGUGAUUUCUUCUUACUCAUGACCCCAUGAUGUAUACAUAGCUGCCUUUGUUCACUUAUAAUGUACAUAUAUGUUUUUUUGGGUCACAAUGUUUUUGUCCUUGUUUUAUGUUUUCCUCUUAUUAGCCUUGAGUAUUAUCUAUAUGGUCCUGAGUGUGUCAUUUGCACGUACACAUCAGUAUAAAAGUCGACUGUGUCCAGCUUAUGUUUAGACUAUAGAGUGCCCAGGUUGUCUUCAUGCAUGCAAUAAACCACCUCUUUUUAUUAUAA